AUGGAGGUUAAUAAUGCUGUGAAAACUAAAAUUCAUGUGGAGACAAGUGGAGCAAGAAUAAUCUUUGAUCGAUUUCAUAACUCAGAACCAGACUCCUACUUUUCACCAUACAAGAUUCAGAAUAGUUUUAAUGACAGUGGAUGCCUGUCUCAGUCUUACAACUCGUUAUCGGACAGCACAUUGCAAGACCAUGCGCCACUGCCUUAUACAGUUUGGCCAACUCAGGAAGAAGAUUGUAAAUCAAUGGAUUGGUCUCAAGGAAUACCUAAUAUCAGACGUCAGGUAGAUAGCAAUAAUGGCGGAAGUGAAGCUGAUCUUUAUGGGUUAGUGUCAAACAUCUUGGAAGAACCAGAUACAAUGGAUCUCUACUCCUCACGCUUCUCAGAGAACAGGACAUCAUCUAGUAUGAAAGGUGUGUGGUCUCCAAAGUUAAUAAGAGAGGACAGCUUGCAGUACUUCACUAAUGAGGUGCAGAUGCCGCCCAUCCCUGGCUUUCCAUCAAACCAGAUUUGCCCUAAACCAAUCACCAAUGUCGGUGCUCAGCUUGCAGGCAGAGAAUCUCAUCAGUGGGCCGAACUUCAGAAUUUUAAUGGUUUUGAUGCUUCUGCACCACCCUGUCAUUUCUCAUCCUGUAACGGAGAGGCUGACACCUAUUCUUCCCCUCCUCAAAACAUAAUUCGUCCCCCAGGCCUGAACACACCCCCAGCAUUAAGCUCUUACCUUUCACAGAACCAGGCACGUAAACCUGAGUAUUUUACACCUGAGAAGGAUGAGGAAUACUUUAGCACAGUCAACAACUUCUGCUGUCCUCCAAACAAAAUGGAUGACUCCUAUUUCGAUUCAUCCCAUGACUUUUCACCUAUGAGCAAAGACAAACUGAGAACAGCUCAAUCUUUUUCUGUGCAGGAUGUCAGUAAACUGGCCUUUCUUUUGGCAGAGCAGGAUAGUGGCUUCUGCAGAGAAUCUGCUCAGAACAAUCUUCUGGUCCAGAGGAAUCAGGAGGAAAACAUGAUGGAACAGAAAAGUCAUCCCUUUCAAAGAAUGUCAGAGCUCAUUACUCAGAUACCAGAUUUCAAGACAGAGAUGACCCGCAGCCAUGUGGAGCAAAGAGGAGCGGAAGUAGGUGUCAAAAAGACUCUUUUACAGAGUGGUUACCCUACAAAUGAUUUUUUGGGUUUCGGACAACAGCCACUUAAACCCUUUUCGAACAGCUUCAUCCCUCCAACCCUGCACCCAAGCAAAGAAGGCAGCCAAAUUGGAAGAAAUGCAGCACAAACCAGUGUAAAUCAGUUUCAGCAUACCCAGUCAAAUCACUAUCAGAGCCAAACUAAGAUCGCAGCUAAGACCAACGGCAACAUUGAAUCUCAGGGGUUAGCAAAGCUUAUGACUUUGCCUGGGGUUGUUCCCUUACUUCCUUCUCAGCAAUUGUUACGGGCUGCAGCAAGAGUCCCAACUGAUUUCAGUCAAGGAAAUGGAGUUAAUCUACAGGGUAGGACAGGCCAGGUUAGUCUGGAGGGGUUGAGAAAUGGAGCAGGAAAUGUGGACAUUGGAGAUUUUGACCUCCAGCAAGAGAACAACAGGCUGUCGGCUGGCCUCAUGAUCGAUGGGCGCUUUACUCAACGAUUUAGCACGAAACCCAAACUUCCAAUUGGUUUCCCUAAACAGCUGGACAAGAAACAAGGGCUUCUGCAGAAUCCAUAUCAAGAGCUGGGCAGUAUGUAUGGGGGACAAGUCAGACACAAUGGAGCUGCUUCAAACUCAGCCAAACCCACACCAUUCCAACUUUUCCCAUUCCUGUAUCAAAUGGGUGAUCCCAGAAAAAACGCAUGCCACACGAUCCAGUCUCAACCCCACCUGCCAUACAGCUCUGUGCCCCACAUUGACACGAAUGAACUUCUGUCAAAUGGAAACCGUUCAGCCCUCAGCCCUUACCUGCAAGAGUGUAUUGGACCAAACCAAGCAUCAGGGGAUGGGGCUUUCUCUGGGUUUCUGUCUGCCAUGAGUUUAUCUCAGGGACUAGGAAGCCCCAACAGUCAGCUACACUAUUACCUGGAGGAGUGUUACGAGCAGUGGAGGAUGCUGGAAAGAGAGAGGAAGAAAGCAGAAGCUGUUCUCAUAAAGAGCUACCCAGGGAAACGUGUGUCUGUGGUGACCAAUGUUUUACCCAAAAUGCCUCCAAACCCUUCCAGAGUGGACCGACUCAUUGUAGACCAGCUGCGGGAACAGGCCAAGGUGGCAGGUUUGUUGGGGAAGAUGGAACAGUUGCGGAGUUUCCCCCUUCAUGCUAAUAUCUGCUCAGCAUUGGACAGACAUCUUGAGGUCAUUUACAUCACUCAGGCACGCCGGAAGGACGAGUUCAUCAAUGCUAGCAACAGACAGAGGCAGCCCGUGGCCUUCUUUAGAGAGGACAGAGAGAUCCUUCUAUUGGCAUCUGCUGUGAAGGACCUGUGCAGCAGCACCAGGAAGGCCCGAUCUGCCCUUUGGUGUGCAUUGCAAAUGACUUUGCCCAAAACAAGCAGCUUUCCAGAAGAGAGGCAAGAGAAAGGUACCUGCUCGCCUUUAGAGCAAGACAGUCCUGAACAGUUCAACUUAGAGAGAGCACUGGCUGCCCUGUGAUCACUGUCUGUCAGGUAUACAGUUUGUGUGUGAGUGUGUUUUGCUUUGAAACACAUAGAGUAACAUCAAUUUAACCUGUCUACAAAGGCACAAGAAGUGAUGAUAGGAUUUUAAGAGGAAUGAAUGAGUUAUUUAAGUUAUUCCACUUUAGUGAUACAUUAGGCUCAGUUCUGGGCAGAUGGAAUUCUUAGUUCAUUAGUAUUUAUCAGUCUUCUGUGAAAACCACCAAUCACAAUUCAAUCAGAUUCUCCAAAUAAAAUGGUUUAUAGAAUUAUGGCAGUGAGAUCAGUAUUGAAGUAUUUGUCCAAGGACUCCAGGACUGCCAGUGACACCAGUGAGUGGGAGUGAUCUAGUUAGUGACAGUAAGAGACAAAUGAAGAGGGAUGAAAUCAGAAGAGGGACCUUUUAACUGGCAAAUGGUGAUAAUGAAAAAAAAAGUGCAGCAAGAGUAAGAUCUGGGACUUUGGAGGAUAGUGGGAUUUUGGUCCCCAAUUGACCCUGACAUUUUAUAAAUAGUUGUUAAAUUGGAAAUGUAAUUUUGAGUAUGUGUUCUGCAUUGAACAAAAAACGAUUAUUUGUUUAAGUUUUUUGUCAGUUUAAUUAGUGUCUGCUUCAAAGUAACCAAAGUCCUCAGCUAAUUUUAGGUCCACUGAAGUACUCAUUCACAAAAGCAAAGACCGUAUUUAUAACUAACGGGAAAUGUUCCAGUUGUCCUGUUAUUUUUUUACUUAUUUAUUUGAGCGUGAUUUUCUUUGAAUCAGCAUUUAGUUUUUACUGGUCUCACUAGAUAAACAAUAAUAAUUGCAAAUCUCUUCUAAAUCUUUUUUUUCUCAGUAAAUCUGAACGUGCCUUUAUUUAUUUACAAUUUGCUGAUCUCAAGUCAGAAUGCAACUCAAGAUUUCAAUCACUAUUUUUCAGUGUAUGUAUGUGAUUAAUCUGUGUCUGCCAUUUAACUCAUUUGAAGAUAUAUUGGGCAUUAAUCCUCC
Myxocyprinus asiaticus (Chinese sucker) is the source of this 3602-nucleotide messenger RNA. RefSeq names its product minamoto (gene meioc). Gene Ontology annotation, biological process: mRNA stabilization; male meiosis I; female meiosis I. The coding region runs from base 1 to 2616 and encodes 871 amino acids. Lineage: Eukaryota; Metazoa; Chordata; Actinopteri; Cypriniformes; Catostomidae. Gene Ontology annotation, cellular component: nucleus; cytoplasm. The transcript is spliced from 8 exons. The record is from RefSeq and is a predicted model, not a curated record.